AUGCCUGGGAACCCAGCUGCCCAGGCCCGGUGCCCCCAUUCUGGAGUGCUGGCCGCAGCUUCCCAGGGCGUGGGGGUGUCCAAGCCCGGCCCUACCCGCGGGACUCUAGUCGCGGCCUCCCAGCCCAGCGACCCCCGGGGACCAAGAGUCUCCGUGAGGAGGCCCCUGUGGGCCGACCCCGCUCUGGAGACCCGGGAGCGGCGCGCCUCCUCCCGCCUCCUCGCACUGAGCUGCUCUCUAGCACCUCGGCCCCCGGGCGUUUGGGACCCCGGCUCCUCGACGCCCCACCCCCCACCCCGGCCCCAGGCGUCCACUGUCGUCCCUGCCGACGCCUCCCCCGCCCCCCACCCCCGCCCGGCCGACCCCAGGCGGCAGCCCCCGCCACCCCACCCCCCGCGGCGCCCACUCGCCCCGACCCUGUCCUGCCAGAAGCUCGAAGGGCCCCCGCCCCCGGAGCCCCUAGGCUCUUACCCGCCGACGCCGGGCUCCCUCCUAGGUCCCCGCGGUCCCGGAUCCCCUCUUCCGGAGGCGGCGCCAGGUGCCGGGCCCGCACAGAUCUCUAUCAUCGGCUUCCUGGAGAGCCUCAGCGACACGGAUUUUGAGAGUGAUUGA
Messenger RNA from Hyaena hyaena (striped hyena), 612 nucleotides. RefSeq names its product vegetative cell wall protein gp1-like. The record is from RefSeq and is a predicted model, not a curated record. The coding region runs from base 1 to 612 and encodes 203 amino acids. Lineage: Eukaryota; Metazoa; Chordata; Mammalia; Carnivora; Hyaenidae. The transcript is spliced from 3 exons.